AACGCUUGGACUAAAGACCUUCAUAGCGCUUAUGGAAAUGAAAGGAACAGGCAUUUCCCGAGGACACCUUCAGAGGCAACUUAAAACCUUCACCCUUUCUGAAUGUUUUCCGUUGAAUCACACAGAGGCCCUCGCGCCGCUAACCCCUCUCCAUUUUGGGGGACUUGGUACGGUCCGCGUGGAGUGCCGUGAUUCCGGUUCCGGCGCCCCGUGCAGUUCCGUCAUGGCCUCCGCCGGGGCGAGUCAUAACACUGCGGCGUCGCGGCGACAGCUGCAGGGCCGCUCGUCGCGACAGGACAAGUACUCGGUGCUUCUGCCCACCUACAACGAGCGCGAGAACCUGCCGCUCAUCGUGUGGCUGCUGGUGAAGAGCUUCUCCGACAGUGCAAUCAGCUAUGAGAUUAUAAUCAUAGAUGAUGGAAGCCCAGAUGGAACACGGGAAGUUGCUGAGCAGCUGGAAAAGAUCUAUGGAUCAGACAGAAUUCUCCUCAGACCGCGGGAGAAAAAGCUGGGAUUAGGAACUGCCUAUAUUCACGGAAUAAAACAUGCCACAGGAAACUAUGUCAUCAUUAUGGACGCUGACCUUUCACACCAUCCAAAAUUUAUUCCUGAAUUCAUCAGGAAACAAAAGGAAGGUAAUUUUGAUAUUGUCUCUGGAACUCGCUACAAAGGAAGUGGAGGUGUCUAUGGCUGGGAUUUGAAAAGAAAGAUAAUCAGCCGUGGGGCCAAUUUCAUAACUCAGAUUUUGCUGAGACCAGGAGCUUCGGAUUUAACUGGAAGUUUCAGAUUAUACAGAAAAGAAGUUCUACAGAAAUUAAUAGAAAAGUGUGUUUCUAAAGGCUAUGUCUUUCAGAUGGAGAUGAUUGUCCGGGCAAGACAGUUGAAUUACACUGUUGGUGAGGUUCCAAUAUCGUUUGUGGAUCGAGUUUAUGGUGAAUCCAAGUUGGGAGGAAAUGAAAUAGUCUCUUUCCUGAAAGGAUUAUUGACUCUCUUUGCUACUACGUAAAAGAAAUUAUUCACUUAGGCUUACCGUGUUCAUUUCAAUUAAAUGUAAAGAAGCCUGAUUUUCUGGUUUUUCUAAAUGUACUCUUAGAGCAUGAACUUGAAGGUAAGGUACGUUUCAUAUGGAUCUUUUCUUUGGAGAAACUCACAUUGAAAUUUCAAAUUAAACAAUGCUACUGGUUCAAUAA
Nannospalax galili (Upper Galilee mountains blind mole rat) is the source of this 1190-nucleotide messenger RNA. It is a transcript of the gene Dpm1, whose product is annotated as dolichyl-phosphate mannosyltransferase subunit 1, catalytic. The record is from RefSeq and is a predicted model, not a curated record. Lineage: Eukaryota; Metazoa; Chordata; Mammalia; Rodentia; Spalacidae. Gene Ontology annotation, molecular function: dolichyl-phosphate beta-D-mannosyltransferase activity. Gene Ontology annotation, biological process: GPI anchor biosynthetic process; protein O-linked glycosylation via mannose. The transcript is spliced from 9 exons. Gene Ontology annotation, cellular component: endoplasmic reticulum membrane. Bases 32 to 1006 code for a protein of 324 amino acids.